CUCGACAAAAAUUGCAGUAGCAUCAGGUGUUUGCAAAGAAAUUAACAUGAAGGUUCUUAUUGUUUUCCUAGUGGGCGUGGCAUUUGUCCUGGCCGGCCCCCAUCACGAACAUGGCCACGAAGGACACUAUGUGGUCAAGAGCCACGAUGAUCUGGUGUCCUAUCGCAACGCUUGCGCCGAGAAGGUCCACGCAUCAGAGGACCUGGUGGAGAAGUACAAGAAGUGGCAGUAUCCUGACGAUGCUGUGACCCACUGCUACCUGGCUUGUGUGUUCGAGAAGUUUGGAUUCUACGACGCCGAGCACGGUUUCGAUGUUCACAAGGUGCACAUGCAGCUGGCCGGACCCAGCGCCCAUGUGGAUCACUCGGAUGAGAUGCACCAGAAGAUCGCCCAGUGCGCCGAGUCCCACAAGGAGGGCGACUCCUGCGCCAAGGCCUACCACGCUGGCAUGUGCUUCAUGAACGCCAAUCUUCGCCUCGUCCAGCACAGUGUCCAGGUCUAGGUUGUCUGUCUAGGUUCAGGACUUUAGUCUCCAGACCACAGCUGAUCACUUGUUUGAAGUUCAAGUCCAAAAUAAAUAUAAAUUCUUGCAAUAUUU
Drosophila bipectinata is the source of this 598-nucleotide messenger RNA. RefSeq names its product general odorant-binding protein 99b-like. Gene Ontology annotation, biological process: sensory perception of smell. Gene Ontology annotation, molecular function: odorant binding. The record is from RefSeq and is a predicted model, not a curated record. NCBI's taxonomy places the organism in Eukaryota, Metazoa, Arthropoda, Insecta, Diptera, Drosophilidae.